AUGAUGAAAAAUGGCAAUAUGGGACCAGUAUGUCUUUUAUGUCCUACAGGCGUUCAUCGUUCUGGUACUUAUGCUAUUCUUGACAUUGUCUUGGAUCGAGUGACUGCUGAGAAAAAGGUUGGGUUGUUGGAAACAGCAAGUAUUGUCCGGAAACAACGUUACGGUUGCAUGUCCUAUUACUCACAUUACAGCCAUGUGGCUGAUUUAGUCGUUCGAUAUGCUAUAGCUACGGGUAUCGUCGACAUUGGGCAAAUAAAGCAGCAGGAAUAA
Molecule: messenger RNA, 270 nt
Organism: Brugia pahangi
Lineage: Eukaryota; Metazoa; Nematoda; Chromadorea; Rhabditida; Onchocercidae
Source: the annotation of a GenBank genome assembly